AUGAGCUCUGAAUUGGAAUUUAGUGAAAAUUCACAAAACAAUGCAAUUAUCCAGGUUUUUUAUCCAACAUGCUCAGCUAUAUCUACGAAUUAUAAUGGGCUAGAAAUAAGGCCUAAAGAUACCAAAAAAUUUCUCAAAAAAGUAAUGACUUUACUAUAUAUUCAGCUGAGUAUCACAAUACUCUUAUCAGCCAUCAUUCUAUCAGUAAAAGAUAUACAAAAAUGAAUACAAUCAAAUAAUUCGUUUCAAUUAGUUAGCCUAGGUCUGUCAAUUAUAAGUAUAGCGGCUUUACGUUAUCGUAAAACCUUUGCAAAAAAAGUCCCUAUAAAUUACACAUUGUGUGCAAUCUUUAAUAUUGGGGUUAGCGUUAUUAUCGGAAACUUUGUGGGCAUUCACUUCAAAAAUUUAAUAAUAUUUUUAGCAGUCUCUGCAUUUACCAUAGCUAUACAAUGGAAUUUAGCUAUGGUCGCUUUAUUUAUACAGAAAGAUUUAACAAAGUGGUAUGGAGCAAUAUUUGAAUUCCUUAUCGCAGGAAUUUUAGCUGGUAUAUUUUUGCUUCCUUAUUUAACAAAUUUUGUAAAAAUAGGAUUUUGCGUAUUAUUUUUCUCGAUUUAUGUUAUUGCGAUUAUUAUUGAUUUUCAAGCAAUAAAUGGAAAUGGAGUAUUCGAACUAACCAAUGACGAUUAUAUAACUGGGGCGAUUUUUUUAUUCGUAGAAGUGGUAGGAUUUUUAGUAUAUGUUAUUAUUGUAAUUUUUAUCUUUUAA
Molecule: messenger RNA, 765 nt
Organism: Blepharisma stoltei
Lineage: Eukaryota; Ciliophora; Heterotrichea; Heterotrichida; Blepharismidae
Source: the annotation of a GenBank genome assembly